Parasteatoda tepidariorum (common house spider) is the source of this 2189-nucleotide messenger RNA. The record is from RefSeq and is a predicted model, not a curated record. NCBI's taxonomy places the organism in Eukaryota, Metazoa, Arthropoda, Arachnida, Araneae, Theridiidae.
GUUAUAAAAAGGACUAUGAAUAAUAAUCACGGUUAUGGUGGUUUUCCCGCUUCCAAUUCCAGUUUCCAAUCAUUUUCAUCUCAGUAUGCAUCAACUCCCACUAAUAAUAACACACGUUUUCAAAGACCAAGAUUUGCAUAUGCUGGCCCUCCCUCGUAUCCUCGUCCGAGAUCAUCUGCUAGCAAACCUAAUCCUGACCCUUAUGACAGUUUUCAAAGUUUUAAUAGUGAAUAUGACUCAAACAAAAAUAGCUCCGUAGAUUACUCCCAUGGAUACGGUGAUAGUAUGAGUAUGAGAAAUAACUUUGGAGAUACUAGUUUACAUAUGAAUGAUUCUUUAACUAUGAACCAGUCUAGAAAUUCUUUUGAUGAUUCUAGUUCUUAUGUUACAUGCAGUGAAUCGUUUUAUCAAUCACCCCUGCGACCAGACUAUUCUAAUUACGAUAAUAAAAAUUUAUCGUUUGGUCCAGCUGACAGAGGGGGACGUGGCACAUUUUCUAAUAAUAAUGCUUUAAGACAGCAAGAUACUUAUUCAAAUACAAAUGUUGGAGGGUCAGCAUUAUUUAAUAAUAAUCCUGUUGGAAUAUCACCUCCAAACUCUGUUUUUCGAGGAUUAACUGGAACUUUUGCUACCAGCACUAAAGGACCUCUUAUUGGAAAUACCAGAGGGCGAGGAACAUUUGGUCAGAAUAGAGGAUAUGCUAGAGGAGGCUUUCAAAAGAAGAAACCAUUUGGGAGAGGUGGUCAACGUUCUAAUCCUGCCAUGGCUUCAAAAUCAACUUGGAAAUGUGAAAUAUGUUCUAUCCAAUUUACUUCUCAAAUUCCUCUCGAUAUGCAUCUACGGGGUUCAAAACACGCAAAAAAGCUGAAAAGCCAAACUGCAUUUAAUUCUAUUCAAGGACAAAUCACACAGAUCAAAGAAAUUGAAAAGUCAGAUGGGAAAAAAUUCUACUGUGAGUUGUGCGAUAUAAUUGCCAAUAGCUCUCUUCAACUUCAAAUGCAUUUAGAUGGAACCAAGCACAAAAAUAAAUUAACCCAAUCUACUGAAAAUACAACAGAAGAAUCUAAAGAUAUGCUGGGAAACAAAAAUGUAAAAGAGAAAGAAGAGCUUAAUGGAAAAAGUAAUGGAGGUGGUGGUGGUGUAAGAAGACCAGCACCUGCAGACUUUAGUGAGCCUCAGCCAGUAAAAAUGACUAAAUUUUCUUGUGAUAUAUGUAAUAUUUUUAUGAAUUCUGAAGUACAACUGCAACAGCACCUAACAAGCAAAAAACAUCAAGCUAAAGUUGAAGGAAAACCAAUAAUCAAAAAGAGGAAAUUUCAAAAGCAGGAUGAAGAGGGUGUGCAACCAAUCGAACAGCAACCUGAAACUGAAAAUGAGACUAAAGUAGAACCUACAAGUGUUGUUGGAGUCAAAACUUUGUCUGCUAGUUUUGUGCGAAGUGAAAAUUUGUUGUAAUUUAAUCCCAUGUGUCAUAUAUAUAAAAUUCAUAAGCAUAAAUGAUUAUAGUACAAUCAUAUUUUGUGUUUGUACUUUCCUAUUAGAAAGGUAAUUUCUUUGGGAAUAUUUUCUGUACUAUAAUCUCAACAAAAUUGCCAUCACAGGAUUUUCGAUAUCAGAGAUUUUUGAACUGUAUUUAAAUUUUUUUUUUCACGACUGCAAAAGCAUGGGAUUAAAUGUGAAGGAAAAGCUGUAUGUAUAUAUAUCAUAUUUAUGUUUAUCCAUUCAUUAAGUAAGGGUUUUCAUACAUGUAUGAGCGUAAAUCUUUUAAAAUGUAGCUUAUUUAGAAUGUUGUAAACUUUUAGUGUAGCUGUUUCUUGCAUAUUAUGUGUGAACAUAAUUUCACAAAUAGAUAUAUUGUUAUGCAAAGUCAAGAUUGGGUUUGAUCAUUAAUACUAUAGAUUUUUGCCAAAAAUGUGCAAAAAAAAAAAAAAAACAUUAUAUCGGUCAUCAAAUGUCCUUCCAUUUCAUUUACUUUGUGUACCGUACAAAAGCACAUUGAAUUUGCUGUUAUGUUAUACAUAGUUGAUUUUGACUUAAUUUGAUAAUAUUAUUUUUUACAUUCUGAUUAAGUUUCAUAUUUUUUAAACCUUACCUUUAAUGUUUUCGUAAAUGCUAUUGUGUUAUCCAAAAGUGUUGACAUGUCUAACAAUAAUGAACUACAAAUAUAAUAAAUAUCUAAUAAUAAAUUA